Phyllopteryx taeniolatus (common seadragon) is the source of this 2557-nucleotide messenger RNA. It is a transcript of the gene mpeg1.1, whose product is annotated as macrophage expressed 1, tandem duplicate 1. The transcript is spliced from 2 exons. Gene Ontology annotation, biological process: defense response to bacterium. The record is from RefSeq and is a predicted model, not a curated record. NCBI's taxonomy places the organism in Eukaryota, Metazoa, Chordata, Actinopteri, Syngnathiformes, Syngnathidae. The coding region runs from base 89 to 2221 and encodes 710 amino acids.
AACAAGUUCCACACUUAUGAUAAGAGAGGGAGGAACUGUGUAGCCUUUAGUUCCCCAGUCUUUUUCUACCAUUCUGGACACAUUCAAGAUGAGGGCACCGGUGACUCUCCUGGCUGUGUUUCUCCUUCACGUUUGUUUUGCAGCUCCUGUCAACCGUCCGACCAACUGGCUCAGACAAUGUCGAGCCUCCACCAACCUCUCCAUCACAGCCCUAGAGGCGCUCCCUGGCGGAGGCUGGGAUAACCUUCGCAACAUAGAUAUGGGUCGGGUCAUGAACCUCAGCUAUUUCCAUUGCCAGACCACUGAGGACGGGCUCUACUUCAUCCCAGAUGAGGUGUUUGUCAUACCCCACAAGGAGACCGGAGUGGAGACCAGCUCUGAGAUAAUCAGCUCUUGGCAAGAGCAAAAAAGCUUGACGUCUCACGGCAUAAAUGCUGACGCAUCAUUCUUCUCUCUGUUGAAUGGUAAAUACUCGUCUGAGAACCAGAGGAUGAAAAUGCAUCAGGUCAAAGAUUCUUCAACCACAACCAGAGUGCAGGUUCGUAACCUCCUCUACACAGUUCAAGCUUAUCCGGACUUUAGUCUAGAUUCACGUUUUGCUCAGCAAGCCAAGGAGAUAGCUGAUGCCAUUGAAAACAACCAAACAAGGAAUGCAAACUAUCUCUCAGAGAAGAUGGUGUUGGACUACGGGACUCAUGUGAUCACCAGUGUCGACGCCGGGGCUACUUUGGUGCAGGAGGACUACCUGCUUUCCUCAUAUGUGUCGAACGGCGCGUCGGAAACUUCUGGAGUCAAAGCCUCUGCUGGCCUGAACUUUUUUGACAAGGUCAAGUUUGAAAUAAGCAGCCAAAACACACAACAGAGCUCGUCACUCCAGACGUAUCAGUCAAACAUUCAGUAUUCUCUUAUUCAAAGCCAUGGCAGUAUACCUUUCUAUCCAGGUAUCACGCUUCAAAGGUGGCAGGAAAAUACCAGAAACAACCUGGUUGCUGUUGAUCGGUCAGGAUUAGCCCUGCCCUAUUUUAUAAAUGACAACACCUUCCCUGAUCUGCCACAGCCUACUGUUAACAAAGUAGCCAACUCAGUGAGGAAGGCCAUAGAGCGCUACUACAAGGUCAACACUCGCCCCGGGUGCGUCGACGUCAACUCCCAGAACUUCAACUUCCAAGCAAACGUCGACGACGCUUCAUGCGAAGGCCCCGCAACAAACCUCAGUUUUGGCGGUGUCUACCAAGAGUGCAUUCCCAUCUCCAAAAAUGCAGGACCGCUGUGUGACGCCCUGGCUCAGAAAAAUCCGGAUACAGGUGCCUUUUCUUGUCAGGUGCCUUAUUCGCCAACUUUACUGAGAUCAGAGGCUCGACAGCAAGCUUACACCGUGUACGAAUGUCAUGAUGAGACAUAUCGAUGCGGGAUCUUUCACUUGUCCCACUGUCACCGUCAAGUGUGUCAGGACAACUCGUAUGUACGCUCAGCUCACAUAAACACCUACUGGUGUUCGGUCAGUGGCAAGGCUCCAGAAAACUCCGGGUAUCUCUUUGGAGGGAUGUAUAGCCCCUCCCUCGUGAACCCCAUCACCAACACCAAAACCUGCCCAGCAAAUUUUUUGCCUCUCAAGUUUCUCUCAGACGGCCAAGUGAUCUGUUUGAGUAAGGACUAUGAAACUGGCACCAAAUAUGCCGUACCGUUCGGAGGCCUCUUUAGCUGUCAGUCAACCAACCCGUUGGCAGGGCAACAACAUCGCUGCCCCGACAGGUUCAGUCAACAUCUUGCCGCAGUCAGCGAUGGUUGUGAAAUCCUCUACUGUGUCCAGUCGGGAUUAUUCACAGGCGGGCAGCUGCGUCCAAUCCACCUCCCUCCUUUCACUAGGGCACCACUGGUUAGUGUGAAAGCCACCAACACAGUAAUGGUGAUGACAGAAGGUGAAAACAGCUGGGUAAGAGUCAGAAAUACCAAGGCGUGGAAACUGGCAGACCCGAAGGAUGUUCAGGAGAUUCUCAGAAGCUUCAACCCAAACCAGAGUCAGAUGUCCAGUGGAGAAAAGGCAGGAGUAGCAUUUGCCGUGAUGGCUAUGAUGGCUCUGGUCCUCGUGGGAGUAGUGGUCUUGGUGAAAAGAAGACAAAAGCUGUUCGGGAUGACCAUAAGGAGAGGUUACAAGGAUAUAUGUCAAAAUGAGGUCGUGGUUGAUGAAGGGGAGAGAGCAUUACUGCAAGACAAUGCUUGAAAUAUUCAAACAACUUUUCUUUUUUGUUACUUUAAUGGCAAUGUAUGAAAAUGUUUAAUCAUUGCGGAUAGGCUUGAAAUGCUAUGCAUAGGGACUUUUUAGUGACCAAGGACUGCAAUGGGAUUUACAGUGGUACUUUAAUUUAAAGUUGAAUUUCUUACGCGACCAUGGUCAUAACUCAAAUCAACUUUCCCCAGUGAAAUUAAAAGAACUGAUCUGUACCAGCGAGGCUAAACUGGGGUAUUCGUAAGUCAAUGUGCUGCUGUACUAUGUUUUUGUUGUAAAUUUUUAACCUCUGACAAACCUUUAAUAAAGGAACAAAAUAAAUUUAAUAAA